Anopheles coluzzii is the source of this 3079-nucleotide messenger RNA. RefSeq lists its product as uncharacterized. Gene Ontology annotation, biological process: DNA transposition; DNA integration. The transcript has 3 exons. The record is from RefSeq and is a predicted model, not a curated record. Lineage: Eukaryota; Metazoa; Arthropoda; Insecta; Diptera; Culicidae. Gene Ontology annotation, molecular function: zinc ion binding; DNA binding. The coding region runs from base 26 to 3079 and encodes 1017 amino acids.
UAAGAAAACGUAUGUUAUCGGCGCAAUGUAUGUUCCUCCUGACAUGGCAAAUAACACGUCGGUUAUUCAUACAAUCUGUUCAACUAUUGACGACGUAGCAUGUAAAGCUAAUGAAAUGUGUUUGUUAUUCGGGGACUUCAAUUUGUCAAACCUGAAUUGGAUACCCGAUGAAACAAAUCCAAUUAUGCUCCAAGUUGACUACGAAAGCUCGAGGAUCACGGACAACUGUCGCCUUCUUCUUGAUUGUAUGAAUAGCAACGGACUGUACCAGAUUAACAAAAUUCAUAAUGCGUCGAUUAACUACCUCGAUUUGAUCUUUGUAUGCGACGAUAUCCUGCAACAAUGCUCUCCACCGACAAUAACACCCUUCCCUAUAGUUGCUAUUGAUUGCUAUCAUCCGCCUAUAGAGCUGUGCCUGCCGAACGGCUUAGCCAAAGCAGAACAUCAUACAACAUCACAUCAAGAAUCAGGCAUGCUCGACUACAGUCGCACUAACUUUUCGAUUCUAAAUGAUCUACUGCAAUCUUCUGACUGGUCAUUCCUUGAUGGAAACCCGGACGUAAACCAUGCACUCGAUAUGUUCAAUCGGAAAUUUACGGAACAUUUAUCUGCCUGUUGCCCUAUAAAACGUCCACGACAGGGUCCACCGUGGGGUAAUGCUCAAUUACGCCGCUUAAAACGAAACAAAUCUUCCUGCUAUCGGUUUUAUCAAAACAGUGGAACACAACAAUCGAGAUUGCGGUUCAUCGCUGCACACAAUGUAUAUCGAAGCUAUAAUAGACAACUUCACUCUCGUUUUUUGAUCCGUAUACAGUUCAGCUUAAGAAGAAAACCGAAAAAAUUUUGGAGGUAUCUCGACACAAAACGGAAAAACAGCUCCCUGCCAGCUAUAGUUUCCUUUAAUGGAACAACUUCGUGUACCAAAGAGGAAACCUGCAAUUUAUUUGCUGAUCGUUUCAUGAGUUCGUUUGCCACUGAAGCUCCUGGCUUCUCAUUGGAUGCUGCUCUCAACAACGUGCCCUCCAACGCUGUCGAUGUUAAUGUGCGUGACAUAAACAUCUCCAGAGAUUCUGUGCUAAAGGCGCUCAAGCAGGUCAAACCAUCCUACAACCCUGGACCUGAUGGUAUUCCAACCGCAGUUCUGGCCAAAUGCAGCGAAGUUUUGGCCGGACCUCUGGCUCGUAUCUUCACACUCUCGCUCAAUCAGCGUAUGUUUCCAGCAGCAUGGAAAUCGUCCUACAUGUUUCCUGUGCAUAAAAAGGGGGAUAAGAGCUUAGUGGAAAACUACCGUGGCAUUACUACUUUGCCUGCAGGUGCUAAGGUUUUUGAAGUCGUCGUCCAGAACUCGCUCUUGAACUGUUGCCGCUCGCUGAUAUCAACACGCCAACACGGGUUCUUCCCUCGCCGCAGUGUGACCACCAAUUUGGUGGAGUUUGUAUCUCACUGCCAUGCUGCAUUCGCUUCGGGAGCCCAGAUGGAUAUCAUCUAUACCGACCUUAAGGCUGCCUUUGAUCGGGUGAAUCAUCGCUUGCUGUUGGCGAAGCUUGCUCGUCUUGGUUUCUCUACCCCUUUUGUGGAGUGGUUCGAAUCUUACCUCACCAAUCGUCGAUAUCGCGUCAAAGUUGAUUGUAUGACAUCUAGGGAAUUCGUGAGUUGUUCAGGCGUGCCACAGGGUAGUAACCUUGGACCCUUGCUGUUUUCUCUAUUUUUCAAUGACGUUACUACUGUAGUAAGGGAAUCUGAAUGUUUAUUGUAUGCGGACGAUCUUAGACUUUUUUUUCCUGUGAGGUGUUUUGGUGAUUGUCUUGUCCUGCAAGCAUCGAUCGACUCUUUUUCCGAGUGGUGUCUGAACAACGACCUACAAAUUUCUAUUGAUAAAUGUUUGUCCAUGUCGUUUCACCGUUCUAAUUGUCCAAUAGUGUUUAACUACUGCAUCUCCGGUACACAAUUACAACGACACAGUGCACUCGUGUAUUUUUGGGUGCACUACUUCAAGCGCUUGAUUGAAGGAAUUCCAACGAUGGGCCGUAGUGCACACUCCACACAACAACAGCGUUUGGAUAUCAAACGUUUGUCCGCUGCUGGGUACUCCCAGCGUAAAAUCGCGGAAAUACUUGACCGAUCCAAAACAUUCGUGUAUAACGCGCUGCAUAGCAUGGGCACGAAAAUACCAACGAGUCGGCCACGCAAGACAUCCGCUAGGGAUGAUGCUCGGAUGACGCGAUUGUGCAAGGCUGAUCCUUUCAAGUCGACCAGGGCAAUUAGGGACGAGCUGCAACUUUCCGUAAGUGAUCGGACAGUGCAGCGUCGCCUAUUUGAAAACAACCUGGUCGGCCGGAAUCCCCGCAAAGUUCCGUUGCUUCGACGGUGCCACGUUCAAGCCCGGUUGCAGUUUGCUCGAGAGCACUACGACUGGGCAGGUGAAAACCUGAACAAGUGGCGAAAUGUACUGUGGUCGGACGAGUCCAAAGUGAACUUGACGACUACAGCAAAAGAACUGUGGGACGCACUGAAGAGCUACCACGAGCGAUACUCCCUUUCAAGCAAGAUCCAUGUCAUGCGCCAAAUGUUUGCUACCAAGAUGCCGGAAGGUGGAAACAUAGAUGAGCACUUGAAAGAGUUAUCAACGUUGCGGCUCCGACUGAUCGCAUUGGGUGAGGAAAUGAAGGAUCCUUCUUUUGUUGCUUUGAUGCUAUCCAGCCUGCCAAGAUCGUACGACGGUUUGAUCGUUGCGUUGGAAAGUAGGCCGGAUGCUGACCUUACAGUGGAUUUCGUAAAGGGAAAACUGCUCGACGAAGGACGACGUCGUGCGGAUGGUUCGGAUGAGGAGAAGGCGCUACUAUCUGGCAGUGACAGGAACAAACGUGAAAAGAACAAACGAAAGCAGUGUCACUAUUGUAAAAAGGAUGGACACAUCCGUAAAGAAUGUCGUAAAUUGAUGGCCGAUAAAAGAAACAACACAUCCACAACUAACCAAAACGCAAAUUGUGCAGUCAAUAGCGAAGACUUGUGUCUGUUUACCGGAAAACACCUGAUAAACGAUUGUGGUGUUUUGAUUCAGGAGCAACUGCCCACAUGA